UAUUCUGCUAUCAGAGUAGGGAUGAACUAGGAGAUCUUGUUCAUUUCUGAAUCCAAAACUCAUGGAAGGAAACUAGUAUUAAUUGGGAUUUUAAAAAAAGGCGCAGGUAAACAUUUCCAGGCGCAGGAGAAAAAGUAACUGCUGAAGCCAGGUCAAAAAAAGAAAAUCUAGAAAGAGCGGCUCACAAUAAUUUGGCAAAUUCCAAGUUAUCAAAACAGGCAAAUAGCUUAAGAGUAAAAAACAAGAAACAGUUGGCAAACUCUAAUAAAGGACAUGUGGUAAAUUAAUCAAUCUUGACUAUGCCCCCAAAGAAAAUGCAGGAGCACAUGAUUAAAAGGCACAGGGGCCAGAGGUGUGGGUUAGUGCUCUGUAGCUAUAUUCCUUUUCAGUGAGGUUCCCCGAUGAAUAUUGUGGAGUAACCCCAUCAGGAUACUUUUUUACUUUUAAGAGUAAACUUCCAAAUGUGUUAUCAGCAGCUUGUCUGUGGACCCUGGGGAAAGUGUGGGGAAGCCAACUAAGCAUCUGCUGGAACAUUAUUUUCUUUUAAUUACUAACACGAUAAAAACCUGUGAAAUUUACUGUGAACUUUAAUGUAGCAUUGUGACUUCCCACAUAAACCUGCAAUCGUGCACCCAACACAGAUUUUAACAAUGUGGCUUUCAUUCACUGCUCAUCCCUAUUCUUCUGUAAGCUAAUAUAUAGGUUUACUUCUAGAAAUGUAAUGCAUUAUUUUAAGGGGGAAAUUGUCUCAUUUUUUUCUUAUAAUUCCUUUUAUUACCACUUACUUACUUUAUAAUUUGCAUGCUGGUAGCAAGAGCAAGUUUGACUACUGAUUUUCUACAUAUUUGAUCCCUUCUGUCCAAAAGGAAUUUUUCCACCAGGCUACUGGGAAUCAAAAUAUAGACAGUAAUUGGAACUGUCAACAAUGAGUAGACAUUUAAUGUCCAUCAUUUGGGCUGGACAUGCUAAUAUAGGCAUAUUGUCAGAUGAUCAAAAGCUCCAGUUUCCUUCCCUUGAUUGCUAAUACUAUCUCUUCCUCCUCAGUGGGAUGGGUAUGCUCCUGUUAUUAUAUAUAAAUAUUGAAAGGCCAUAACAUGACUUUUAUCAUUAUGCAGAGGACGGGAAUCCAAGCUGCAAUUAUUUUUGCAGAGUUAUAGGGAGUAGAUGUAGAGAUGGCAUGUUUGUAUAACUUAUAUCAGCUUGGUUAUAAAGGAAAUAAAACCAUCAGGCAGUGCAUAAAAAUUACUAUUGAAAUUCAGCCCUAUUGUUUCCCCUCCCAAAACUGGUGACUAUACAAAUGGUGUUUUAAGGUGGAGAUGGCUACAGACUAUAUAACUUGCUAUGUAUUAAUUUGUGAUGCACUGGGACAUAUAAUAGAUGAAUCCUUAAUGGUGACUUGUGGAACAUAGAACAGUACAGCACAGUACAGCACUUCAGCCCACGAUGUUCUGCCGACCUAAUAUCCUACUAAGAUCAAUCUACCCUACAUACCCCACAUUUUACUAUCCUCCAUGUGCCUAUCCAAGAGUCGCUUGAAAGUCUUUAAAGUAUCUGACCCCACUACCACUGCUGGCAGCGCAUUCCACACGCCCGCCAUUCUGUGUGUAUAGAACCUACCUCUGACAUCUCUCCUAUACCUUCCUCCAAUCAUCUUAAAAUUAAGCCCCCUCGUGAUAGUCAUUUCUCCCCUGUGUAAAAGUCUCUGACUAUCCACUCUAUCUAUGCGUCUCAUCAUCUUGUCAACCUCUAUCAAGUCACCUCUCAUCCUUCUUCACUUAAAUGAAAAAAGCCCUAGCUCCCGCAACCUUUCCUUAUAAAAUUUCAGCACUAAUUUUUAAUGAUACCUUUGAGGUUGUCUAACAGGUUGUAUACCCACAGAAUAAGCAAAGAUUCAAGGAUUUUUCUUGGUUCAUUUUGUUUUGAAGUCUUUUGGAUCUGCAUAAUUUUUGUUUAAGUUUGUAAUAGCUAGUAAGUUCUAAAUCACUUGAACUUGUAGAUUUGUGUGCACUGUAUUUUGGAUUGGCUUGACCAAAGUUUGCUGGUUGAGUCUUAACUCUCCUUUUAGAGAAAUGAAAUAAUCGUAUAAUGAACAAAAACAAAGUUGCUGGAAAAGCUCAGCAGGUCUGGCAGCAUUUGUGAAGGAAAAAACAGAGUUAACGUUUUGGGUUCAGUGACCCUUCCUCAGAACUGAGGACCUGAAACAUUAACGCUGUUUUUUCCCUUCACAGAUGCUGCCAGACCUGCUGAGCUUUUCCAGCAACUUCUGUAAAUCAGGAACAAUCAUAAUUUAUCAGAUUCUAAUAGAGAAGGGAAAGUGCAAUCUUACACACUGUACCAGCCAGGAAAAUUAUACAUUAUAAACUAUAAGUUACUCCUAAUGGGGAUGAUAAACUGACCUGUAGAUAUUUUAAACUAUCCGCUAAGCAUUAAUUGAGCCAUCUUCCUUGAACUGACAUGGGGCUGAGACACCAAUGCAGAGCUAGUUCAGUUAAUUUAAUCCAGAGUCCUGAUGAGCCCCUUUAUGUUUUGUGAUACAUGCAAACAAAGCAAAAUUAAACACUGCUUAUUAAUAUGUGAAAUGGAGUUCAGAAGGCGAUGACAACAACUGCAUUUGCCCCAAGUUUGAGAGCAAAUAUUACUAUCAAAUAAUUUGCCAAACAUCAAGACACUUUCCUAGGAACAAUCACAUUGCUACCAGCUUCAGAAGAAAGGACAAAAUUCCUAGACUUACUGCUACUUUACAAAACUUUUGGGAAAAGGAUCUACAGCCUGGAGAAGAAGUAAAAGAGGCUGCUAUUCGAGAGAAUGUAACAUGGGAAUAUAUCUCCAAGGACGAGUCAAAUUGCCAGAAGGAGCUGACUGCGGAAUAAAACUUCAGCUGCACCUGAAAUCAAAACAUCAUCUAUCCUGGAGUCCCAUGUAUCUGAUAGUCAGCCGAUCUUCACCUUUAAUCCAUUCAAUGGAAAUGGCAUGGCAAAGACACAAAGUACCCAGAAAUUCACUGAGAAAAAGCUGCUAUCCUCAGCGACUCAGGAAACUAAUGCACAUAGAGAGGGGAAUGCACAGUCUGUUGUGGACAAACAUGAAAACCAAUCACACGUCAGCAUAUCUCCUGAAGGAAUGUCCUGGGCGUACCCAGAAUGUUUGGGUGGACCUGAACUGAAAGAUGAGACAACGAGUCGGAGAGAAGAGGAGGAAAGCAGCCAAGACUCUGGCUCAGCAUCCGAACCUCCAGCUGCAUCUCCGUCAGCAUCUCAGGAUCUUAAUGCAGUCCAGAGUUCCCCUUCAAUUCCCUCAGAAUUACAGAGCCCUAGCAGGUCUUCCUUAGAAUCUGAGCAUUUUGAUGCAUGUCCCUCACCAACACAAAACUCAGUAAAUGAAGCAGAUCAGCCAGAGCAGGUCACCAGCUGCAAGUCACCAGACAGGAUAGAUUGUGAACAGCAAGUGGAAAUCGACAACUUCCUCAACCCGUCGGCUGAUUUCCUGGAACAGAUUAUGGACGAUGUUCCUACUUGUGUGAAGGCUACCAUGACAAAUGAGAAUACCCAUCAACAACAUGAGGCAGAUACCCAUCUCCUAGCACUCUCCACGACAUUUGGAAUGCUCAUGGAUGAGGGAAUGCAUUUGCUCAGGAAGACCAUGGACAAUGUCCAUUCCAGUGUGCUGUCCGGCAACAAGCAGAUGCACACGGACAUGAUUCAUCUUCAUCAUAUUAUCCACAUGGGCUGGGUGCAGUUAGCCGAUCAAAUGAGCUCUCUGAUCAAAGUGCUUACCACACUCAUACAUAACCAGCAAUCCUCUUCCACCUUGUUGCAUAAUGUAGCACUUCAGCGUACCAUAGCAAUAUCUGAAGGCCAUUUUCCAGACUACCUCAGGUGUGAAACCACUUCAAAGAUAGCGAAAGAAACAGUGCCCACAACACGUUACAUUCCAGAGGAAUCUUUAAUCAAUGCUUCUUCAGAAAACCCAGCUGCCAAUUCUUCUAAUUCUGAAAUGUAUAAAUGAAAUGGAAUAUGUUAGCAUCUUCCUGAAAUACACAUUCUGUGCAAUGAUGAGGUGCCAAUAUUGUUUUUGAAUAGUUCUUUUACUUAGAAGGUUUAAAGAUAAAAAGAGACUUCAUGAUGUAGCACUUUUCAUGGCCACCAAUGUCUCAAAACACUUUAGAAAUACUUUGUGAAGUGAUAGUCACUCUGUAAUGUAGGAAAUAUCGCAGCGAAGUUGCAUUCAGCAAACUCCUCUGAAUAGCAAAUUAAUGAUGAGCACUUGAUCCUUUUCUGUGAUACUGACUGAAGUAUAUAUAUUGCUCAGGCUUCCAGUCAUGAGCCUCCUUUUCUCUUUCAAAAAGAUAGCCAUGGAAUCUUUACAUCCAGCCAAGCAUACAGGUGGUACCUCAGUUUAACAUCUCAUUUAGAAGAUAGCACCUCAGACUGUGCAGUGCUCUCUAAGUACUGCGUCUGUGUGUCAGUCUUUAUUUCUAUUCUUAAGUCUUGACUGGGACUUCGACCCAGAACCCUGUGGCCCAAAGUCAAGAACGUUAACAACUGAGUCACAGCUGAGACAGAAGUAGAGUAUAAAAGUUGAUUUUAUACUGAAUUAUAUUCAGUUAUUCUGACAGUAUCACAGAGUUUAAUAAGCAAAAUACUUGAAGCAAAUAGAGUCAGUUCCAAUCAUGUGGCUUCCUUUUUUAGAGUUGCAAUUUUCUACUUAAGAUGCUCUAGCUGUCACAGUAAAUACAUUUAUUCUUUCUAGUGCUUCCUCUAUUGACUUUUUCUUCUAUACUAUAUUCAUCCAUAAAUCUGUAUGUACAGUGAGCCAUUCAACAUGGUGGCAGCCCACCUUCAGGAUGAAUCUCUACCUAUCUAUAAAUAUUUGGGCUGAUUUUUGGUUCCCAGCCAAAACGACAGCAAAGUGAAGCUGUAUGCUUGUUGGUGUUGGCAGCAUGAUGACUGUGCCUGGUCCAAUUGCCAGUCUAGUUGACAUGCCACUCCCUGACUUCCUACCACAAGGACUGGUGAAGUUGGCAGGAAGUUGCUGUAUGAUCCUUAGAAUUGUGUGACAUAGGCACUUCUAGGAGUUUUGAGAGCAAAUUAAGUGUGUCAGAGGGUGGGUGUGUGAUCCGGGGCUUUUGAUAGACAGGACAGUUUAGUUAGUGCUUUAAAAUUCUUGGGAAGUGAGUAUCACUGGCAGUGCCAAGAUUUCCAAUCCAUUCUUGAUAGAUUCGUGAUUACCAAUUUAGUAAAGAUUAUUGAGAAUGUGUGGAAAUGUAAAGUGGAAGUUAAAAUCAAAUCAGCCAUGAUCUUAUUGAAAAGUGGAGCAGGCUUGAGGGGCCAAAUGGCCUACUCUCAUUCAUAUAUUUGUAUUCCUAAUUAUCCUUGAAAAGCUCCUGGUGAGUUGCCAUCUUGAACCACUACAUUCCAUGUAGGUUUGUUACUCCAGCUGUGAUUUAAGGAAGUCCAGGAUUUUGACCCAGUGGCAGUGAAGGAGCAGCAAUAUAUUUCCAAGUCAGGAUAGUAUGCGGCUUGGAGGGAAACUUGCAGAUGGUGGUGUGCCAUUCAUCUGCAGCCCUCGUCCUUCUAGGUAGUAAAGGCCUCAGGUUUUUUUUUUCCAUUGCACCUGGGCAUUGCUGACUGGGCUAGCCUUUAUUGCUCAACCCUAAUUGCCCUUGAAGGCGGUGGUAAGCCAUCUUUGUCAACAACUGCAGCUGAUGGAGGGGUGGGCACAUCGACAGUGCUGUGAGAGAGGAGGUUCCAGGUAUUUAGCCCAUUGACAGCAGAGGUAUAGCAAUAUAGUUCCAAGACAGGAUGGUGUGUGGCUUGAAGAGGAAUUUGAUUUAGGAGAAACCUUAGUGAAUUUGCGAAUGGAUCAUAUACUGUUGCCUGAAUGCAUAGAUAGCAGGGGGAAUAAAUAUUAAUGGCAGGGAUAGGGAACCACACGAGCAAACUGAUGUCCCCAGGCUGUCUAGAUUCUUGAGUGCAAUUAAAGGUGCACUCAUCCAGGCAAGUGGAGCACACUCUGUCUGAUGUUUGACCUGUGUCUGGUAAAUAGUAGACCAGAUUUUGGGAAUCAGUAGGUGAGUUACAAGCCACAGAAUUCUCAGCUACUAACUUGCUUUUCUACCACAGCUUUUAAAUUGGCUAGUCCAGGUCAUUUUUUUGCUUAACAGUAAGCCUCAGCAUAUUGCUAAUUCAGGAAUCAGCUUUAGCAAUGCUGUUGAAUAUCAGGGAAGGAUGGUUCAGUUCUCUGUGGUUGGAGAUGGUCAUUGCCUCGUAUUAAUAUAAUUUACCAUUUGCCAGCCUGAGCAGAAACAUUGUCUGGGUCUUCCUGCAUGUUGGCUCACAUUGGCCCACUGGUUUAGCACACUUUAUCUUUGGGGUUCAUUUUGUCAUGCAUGUGUAAAGAGACCGUUCCACAUGCACAUGCACCAUUAUUACAACAUUGUAAAUGUAUCCAUUCAGUAAAUACACUUUCUGAAAAAUAAUGCUGCUAUAAUAUGUGAAGUAAAAUCUUUCUACUUAAAGCACUGGCCAAAAAUUUUCUUUGUUGUGCAUUGAUGCUUGGCACUCCUUGUACAGCAAUGCAUUAAGGCCAACUGUUUUUCUGACUGCACAGUGUUAAGUGUAAGGCCUGAUUUGAAAGAGGAUUUAAAGAAGUGUAGUAAUGGCUGAGUGGAGUUAGAUGGAUCAUCCUCUUUAUUAUCCCACCCCAAAAUUUCCUUAUUACGUUUACAGGUAUUUUUAUCCACAGGUAGGAAUGUUUUACCAUGAAAUUAUAAUUGUGCCCUGAAAUACAAAAGAAAUUAGUUAAGUAACCUGUCACAGACAUUGAGAGAGAUAUCACCCAUUUGGUACUAAUUUUGCUGAAAGAUAGAUAAUCACCCCUCCACACCUGCAAGCUGAGCCUGAUUUCAAUUUCUGAUUAUAAUUUAAAAUAUGAUUAAUGAGCACAUAAAUAUCCUGAGGAAAAUCUAAUCAGGCAUUGCUUGUCAUGAAUCUAUUCAAUUAAAAAUUUGGUUUUAAAAAAAUUAUCAAUAAGAUGGAACACUAGGGAAGAUGAGUCAAUGAAGACUAAGAGGCUGGAAUAUAAUGAAGUUUGCUUUUUCUCUUUAA
This is a messenger RNA of Stegostoma tigrinum, 7106 nucleotides long. RefSeq lists its product as uncharacterized. NCBI's taxonomy places the organism in Eukaryota, Metazoa, Chordata, Chondrichthyes, Orectolobiformes, Stegostomatidae. The record is from RefSeq and is a predicted model, not a curated record. The coding region runs from base 2971 to 4005 and encodes 344 amino acids. The transcript is spliced from 2 exons.